This is a messenger RNA of Coregonus clupeaformis (lake whitefish), 3526 nucleotides long. RefSeq names its product unconventional myosin-Id. The record is from RefSeq and is a predicted model, not a curated record. NCBI's taxonomy places the organism in Eukaryota, Metazoa, Chordata, Actinopteri, Salmoniformes, Salmonidae. The transcript has 21 exons. Gene Ontology annotation, biological process: vesicle transport along actin filament; actin filament organization. Gene Ontology annotation, cellular component: myosin complex; microvillus; actin cytoskeleton. The coding region runs from base 1 to 2973 and encodes 990 amino acids. Gene Ontology annotation, molecular function: ATP binding; microfilament motor activity; actin filament binding.
AUGUUGUCAGAUGACGAUGAGUUCAUCAUGCUCUUUCUCUCAUGUGGCUGCAGGUUUGAGAAGGGCCGUAUCUACACCUACAUCGGUGAGGUGGUGGUGUCGGUUAACCCUUACCGUGCCAUGAACAUCUACGGUCGAGACACCAUCGAGCAGUACAAGGGCCGGGAGCUGUACGAGCGACCGCCACAUCUCUUCGCCAUCGCAGACGCAGCCUACAAAGCCAUGAAGAGGAGGAACAAGGACACCUGUAUUGUCAUCUCAGGGGAGAGUGGAGCCGGAAAGACCGAAGCCAGCAAAUACAUCAUGCAAUACAUCGCUGCUAUCACAAACCCCGGCCAAAGAGCUGAGGUCGAAAGGGUGAAAAACAUGCUGCUGAAAUCCAACUGCGUCCUAGAGGCCUUCGGCAACGCCAAGACCAACCGCAACGACAACUCCAGCCGCUUCGGCAAGUACAUGGACAUCAACUUUGACUUCAAGGGAGAUCCAAUCGGGGGCCACAUCAACAACUAUCUGCUGGAGAAGUCCAGAGUCAUCUUCCAGCAGGAGGGGGAGAGAAGCUUCCACUCAUUCUACCAGAUGGUUAAAGGGGGUCCUGAGUCCCUCUUGCGUUCCCUCCACGUCUCGAAGGACCCCACAGCGUACAACUACAUCAAAGUAGGAGGCCAGGUCAAGUCAUCCAUUAACGAUGGUGCUGAUUUCAAAGCUGUGGCAGACGCCAUGAAGGUGAUCGGCUUCACAGCAGAUGAGAUCCAGACUGUUUACAAGGUCCUGGCCACUAUCCUGCACCUGGGGAACCUGACAUUUGGUGUGGAUGGUGACACAACGCUGAUUGAGAACUCCAAGGUGGUGGCGGUGAUCGGGAACCUGCUGGCCACUAAGGAAGAUAAUGUGGAAAAGGCCCUUCUCUACCGCACCGUCGCCACCGGCCGUGACAUCAUCGACAAGCAGCACACGGCCCAAGAGGCCAGUUACGGCCGGGAUGCCUUGGCUAAGGCUAUGUAUGAAAGAAUGUUUUGUUGGAUCGUGGGAAGGAUCAAUGAUGUCAUCGAAGUGAAGAACUAUGACGCCAAAGUCCACGGGAAGAACACAGUCAUCGGAGUGCUGGACAUCUACGGCUUUGAGAUCUUUCAGAACAACAGCUUUGAGCAGUUCUGUAUCAACUAUUGUAAUGAGAAGCUGCAGCAGCUCUUCAUUCAGCUGGUGCUGAGGCAGGAACAGGAAGAGUACCAGCGCGAGGGAAUCCCCUGGAAACACAUUGACUACUUCAACAACCAGAUCAUUGUGGACCUGGUGGAGCUGCAACACAAGGGUAUCUUCUCUGUGCUGGACGAGGCCUGUAUGAACGUGGGCAAAGUCACCGACGAGGUCUUCUUACAGGGACUCAACAGCAAGCUGGCCAAGCACGCCCACUACACUAGCCGCAAGCUCUCCCCGACAGACAAGAGUUUGGAGUUUGACAGAGAUUUCCGUAUCCGACACUAUGCAGGGGAUGUCUUGUACUCUGUGGUUGGCUUCAUCGACAAGAACAAGGACACUCUCUUCCAGGACUUCAAAAGGCUACUGUACAACAGCUCCAACCCAGUGCUGAAGAUGAUGUGGCCGGAGGGCAAGCUGAGUAUCACUGAGGUCACCAAACGACCCCUAACGGCCGCCACCCUCUUUAAGAAUUCCAUGAUCGCAUUGGUGGAGAACCUGGCAUGCAAGGAGCCUUACUAUGUGCGCUGCAUCAAGCCCAACGACGUCAAGUCACCCCUGCUGUUCGAGCACGAGCGUUGUCGCCACCAGGUUGAGUACCUGGGCUUACUGGAGAAUGUUCGUGUGCGUCGCGCCGGAUUCGCCAACCGCCAGGACUACCCCCGCUUCCUCCAGAGGUACAAGAUGAUCUCGGAGUUCACGUGGCCCAAUCACGACCUCCCGUCGGACAAAGAGGCAGUGAAGAGGCUGCUGCAGGGCUGUGGCUUCGAGCACGACGUGGCCUACGGCAAGACCAAGGUGUUCGUCCGCACGCCGCGGACCCUCUUCUGCCUGGAGGAGCAGAGGGACGAAAUGGUUGGGAGAAUUGUCCUCUUCCUUCAGAAGGUAUGGCGCGGUACCAUAGCCAGGAUGCGUUACCGGCGCAUGCGAGCCGCCCUCGUCAUCCUGCGGGCCUACCAGCACUACAAGGUCAAGUCCUACAUCAAGGACGUCAACCGCAAAUUCAAGAACGUGCGCUCCAUGAAGGACCAUGGCAAGCACGUCAAGUGGCCCACGCCGCCCAAAGUCCUGCGGAAGUUUGAAGAGGCGCUGCGGAGCAUCUACAACAGGUGGUGGGCGUGGACUCUGAUCAAAGACCUGACUCCAGAGGAGAAGCUGCAGAUCAGGGCCAAGGUUGCCACCCUGGAGGCCCUCAAGGGCCAGAGACCUGACCUGGGGCUGCAAAGAACCUGGGAGGGCAACUACCUGAAGCGAGACAGUCCUGACAUAGCGUCCUCCUUCACCUUGGUGUCCAGUGAGUUGCAGCGUAAGGACAAGUUCAUGAGGGUGCUCUUCUCCUGCAACGUGCGCAAGAUCAACCGUUUCCACAAGGCAGAGGACCGGGCCAUCCUCAUCACAGACCGCCACCUGUACAAGAUGGACCCCCUGAAGGAGUACAAGCCCAUGAAGAGCAUCCCCCUCUACAAUGUGACGGGGGUGAGUGUGUCCCCUAGUAAGGAUCAGCUGGUGGUGUUCCACACGAAGGACAGCAGGGACCUGGUGGUGUGUCUACAGGGCAUGGUGCCUGCUGGGGACAGCCGCAUCGGAGAGCUGGUGGGCACCCUUCUCAGCCACUUCAAAAGUGAGAAGAGGAAGCUGCAGGUGAAUAUCUCCAGUCCUAUCCAGUGCAGUAUGAAUGGCAGGAAGUGCACUGUCAUUGUGGAGCCCAAGAUCAACCAAUCGCAGCCAGACUUCACCAAGAGCCGCUCCGGUUAUAUCCUGGCAGUGCCUGGAAACUAAAAGGGCCACUCGGGGGCCACUCGGUCUGUGACAAGGACAAGUGACGAUGAGGUGUCAAAUGAGGACUAUGUGAAGCAUAACUCUGUUUGUAUAGAGCUCAUUUGUGAACUAGAUGGUAUGAUAUGAUACAUGGGAGGAUUGAACUCUCAGAAUGAAAGCCAUGCCAAAUUUGUAACUUUGAAUAGAUAUUUAUUUUACGUAACUCAAUGUUUUUCAAUAGGACAUCAAAUAUGAUUAAUACAUGCAAAUGGUUUUAGUUAAUUAGACAGACUCCCACACAUGCACAAUAUUAAUUCACCAAAGAGUUUAUCUUUUUCUCUCACUUUUCGAUAUCAAGUUGAGUUAGCAUGUACGACUGAGCUGUUUUGUUGGGGCGUCGAUCAUUUUAUGUUACACUAGCUUUAGUAUAUUAUGAUUAGUAUCACAUUAUCCGGCAUUUCAUUUGAGUAGAAUAUCUUGUUAAGAAAUGUACAUUCUCACGGCUACAGUGCCUUCAGAAAGUAUUCAUACCAUUUGACAUAUUCCACAUUUUGUUGUGUUACAGCCUGAAUUC